AUGGGUGUAAAAGGCAAGUUAAUUGGUUCAAUAGAAGUGAAGUGCGGAGGAUACUCGAUUCAUGACAUUUUUCACAUGAGAACUCAUCAUAUACCCAACAUAACCCCUAGCAAAAUACUAAGUUUUGAGUUUCAUCAAGGUGAAACAAUAAAGGUUGGUUCAGUUGUUUGCUGGAAAUAUAAUGACGAUGGAAAAGAUAAGAUUGCAAAGCAAGUGAUUGAAGCCAUUGAUCCUCAAACUAAAUCAAUCACUUGGAAAAUAAUUGGUGGAGAUCUGUUAGAGUUGUACGAUUCCUUCACUAUUAUCACAUCAUGUGACGAUCAAUGGAUUACAUGGACAUUUCUGUACGAGAAGAAAACCGAAGAAAUCCCAGAACCUCUUGUUCUAUUGGGUUUUGUCAUUGGUAUGACAAAAGAUAUAGAGAGUCACCUUAUAAAGUAA
This is a messenger RNA of Solanum dulcamara, 441 nucleotides long. RefSeq names its product kirola-like. Gene Ontology annotation, biological process: defense response. The transcript is spliced from 2 exons. NCBI's taxonomy places the organism in Eukaryota, Viridiplantae, Streptophyta, Magnoliopsida, Solanales, Solanaceae. The record is from RefSeq and is a predicted model, not a curated record. The coding region runs from base 1 to 441 and encodes 146 amino acids.